AUGUUGCUCGCCAAUGAAGUGGGAGUUUGUUGGGUUUCUCGGAAAGAAAAUGCCAUGGCCAUUGUUCUGGAGCCGAAGUCUUCUUACAACCUUAUAUCCCGAGCAGAAUCAAGCAAUAACAAACUUCUAAUGCACGUGAAAUUGACGGACUCUUGUCUACGAGCAUUAGAAGACUAUCAAUUGGCCGAGGUAUAGUCGUCUAGUAUCUUGCCAGCGCGACUUAUUUUUUAUCAGUUGUUUGUGAUAUGAUGAACGCAAGGCAUUGACUCUGUGCUGUUUCUUUCUCUAGUGUUCCCUGAUUUUAUUCAUUUUUUGGUCAUUUUUAUCGUUUAAUAGGUGUCCCCAAGAAGAAAGCCAAGUAUAAAAUUUUCAGGAUAUCAGGGGGUAAGUUCCUGGCCUCAAAUCUCGCGAUGUUUUUUUAUUCACUCAUUCUCGUCAUCUGUGUUUAAUUCUGUUUUUCCUGAUCAUCUUCGGUCAUAAUUAUGAGUUAGUCAGCUCGAGAAUGAAUAAAUCAUAGUAGCAGAUGUUAAUUCAGACACGGUGAAAACCUGCUGUACUCGAGAAUGUAUACACAGCCGCCUGCCCUUGAAAGUUUAUAUGUUUGCAGUUCGAACCAUCGAUCGAUUGUAGAAUCUGUAUUUAUAGAUUCUUACACUGUAGAAUUCUACGUCCUGUUUCUAAGUCAGAAGUUUAUUUUAAGCGUAAAUCUUCCCUAAGGCAAAUUAUAUGGGUUAUUGUUUGUUGAAAGGCUUUGAGUAUCUCUGAGAUCUUUUUGUUCGUUUAACAUGAAUGUAAAACAGAAAACAAUGUUUAACUGCAUGGAUAUGUACCUAAAGUGAACACGAACCAACUUGUAUUCUCACUGAACUUUUGGACCACACAGAGGGAAGAGUGUUCGUGUCAAAAAUUGUUUCAAUCAACCCUAUGUUAUUAUUGUUAUUAUUUUUAUAUUUUUCGACACCAAAAAUUCUAUAAUCACCGAGAGUCUGGGAAACUUACAUCCUCUUCAAUUAUUCUCGAAUGAACAAAAUUCAGUGCCUUUUUGAUCAUCAAUUCAAAUGUAUUUUUCUUAUAGCUUUUGCUUAAAUUUAAUAAGCAAAGCUUAUUAUUACAGGGCUGGCUGUUAAAAAUAUAUUUGAUUUGCUUCAAAAAGUGUUCUGUAUACUUUUAGGUUUUAGCGAGCUUCAAGGUAUCAUUUUUUUUAUGGUAAUGAUAUGAUAUGAAGCUGGGCUAUUAGAAUAUUGUAGUGUAUUUUUGAUAUCCUACAGCUGUAUUCAACACAUGUAAGGUGAUUGACAAAGUCUAUUUCUACAAAUAGCAAGUCUGUGUCUAUAAAUUGUUUCAUAAGCGUUUUCUUCAAAUGAAUUAAAGACAAAAUUGUAAAUGACUGUAUUGGACCCGGAGGGAAUCACUCCAUCAGAUCUUGAGUUAGUCUUCAGGCCUGGACAGAAAGAGAAACUGACCAAAAUCCAGAAAUGAGGGGUCGAGGGGUGAGAAGUCAUGCUGGUAUGGUUGGAUACAAUUGUCCAGGGCAUUAAUUUAUAACAGCUUCAAUUGACGGGUUUACUCUGGAGUCAUCAUGCUUGUUGUGUUUUUAAGAAAGAUACCACUGACAUUUAAACUCUAUUGAACUCUCUCCAUGGGAACCUGUUUUUCUGACUUGUAAUUUAGUUUUGCAACUUCCGGGUGAACUUUAAAUUAAUGACUUGCCUUAUCAAUUGGCUUUCAAUUGCCAAACUAAAAGAAAAUAAUUUUUAUUAUCUAAUGUAUUUUUUCCCUCUUCAGUCAAUAUUGAUUCCGCUUGGUAAGGCUGAUUCAGGAGAUGAAAACACAGCAGAGUUUCAGCUGGAUUGCUCAGCAAUCUUGUCUGCUGGACAGCAGGGUGGAAUGGAUUGUAUCCAACAGUCUGGAGGAAGUAGUGACAUCAGAACCCUGGGAGCAGUUACCCACAAAAUUACUGUCAGAGCUACAGAUGAUAGUUACCAGAUGACGCAGCAAAGAAUGAAAGAAGCUGAAGAAGAAAGGAAAGGAAUAAGGUAAGGAAGUGAAUUCAUUUUAUUUGUGGCUUAUUCCAGGCCCCAUCUGACUCAGGGUGCUUCAAAUUUGGAGCUUCUUUCAGUUCUUUUGUAAUCUCUAAUGAUUCUUUAUACUGUCUUCUGUACAAUUCUUAUGAUGUUAGUUCAGAGAAGUUGAUAUUGGAUCAAGUAAUAAUCCCUUAUUGAUAUUUUUAUUAAUUCUCAUAACUUGUCUUCUUGAUAUUGUAUUGAUAUUGUGAGGAGUAAUUCUGUUUUGGUCACUUAGGGAGUUUAAGGGUUUAUACCUAAAUUUGUGGAAUGCCAGUUUCUAAGCUAGCUGUAGCUUGAAAGAAAAACAAACAUGCAAAUAAACAGCUAUCAAUUGAAACUAUCUGGCACUUUGAUCCCAAAAACCCUCUCCUCCUUGCUUACUGCAUGAUAUGUACGCAGGAAAUGUCUCUUGGUUACUACUUCAUGAAGUUACAUGUUAAGCACUUCUGGAAAUUAAAGGGUUCAUUUAAAUGCUUUGAUAUAGGUGAAAUUAUUUGUCUCUUUGUUUUUCAUAGGACAAUGAAAAUCUCAGAUUGUCUGUGGGUGGUAGGGCUUUUUAGUUCAUAAAGCAUAGCUAGAGGUCUAUAACCUGCAAAAUAGAUGGGAUAGGUUUAAUUUUUCAUAAUUUUUUGGAAUGUAAAGGUAUCACUCAAGGCUGUGAUUUCCCCUCCAAAGUUGAGGUCAUUUCAAACAAGUCCCUGCAUUCACCUAUAGUUAAUCUCAUCCCAAGCAAUGAGAUAAAUGGGUAUUUAAUAUACUGUAUUUGUAAGUGCCUGUUAAAAGGAAUCUUAAAAAAUGAUAUCAUUGGCAACAAUUCUUGGCCUUGUCUUUCUUUUGUAGCACAAAAGUAAUCAAUACACCAAAGAAAGGUGAGAUGUUGAAAUAAAUAUUCUUGUUUCCUUAUCAUGAAACAUUUUACAAGGUACUGCACGCCUUAAGGAGCCAUCUUCACAUGUUAUGUAGUCAUGUAAUUACAAUAUGUAUGUUAAUAUGACUCGAAUGUCAUUUCCAGGAAGUAGAAAGGUUUUCAAGGGUUAUAAGCAAACAAACAAUGUAAUGGCUGCCAUGAAAAGACAAAUUAAAUCUGGUCCAGGAGCAAAGGUUUCAAGUGGACCCAGUAAAACCCUCAGGUACAGUAUAUGUUUAUACAGAUAACAAAAAAUGUUAUUUUAAAUAAAUGAUUUCUGAGUUUGGAAACUAACUACAUAAUGUUCCUGAAAUUUGUUGUAUGUUAGUCAGAAUGUGCACCUUUGAGUUACCUAAUUUAUCUUUUAUCAGGGGAAUUGCAUAAUCCUUUAUGCCUUAAUAUCAGUAUCCAUAUUCUUGUUACUCUUUUCUAUACAUUUCCUUUGGUAUGGAUCAGGAGAAUUUGUUUAACAAAGCGUCUUAGGUUGGAGAUCAUUUCCUCCUUUUCUCAUGAUCUCAAUGAGUGAUUAAUGUGAGGAGAAAUUAAAUUCUUAUGGCUUCUAGGGUUUUAAGGGUUAAUAAAUGUGUGAUUUACAAAAUAUUCCUUUUAUAGCCUUUAUGAUGUCCAACCUUCCAGUGUUGAUCUUACAUUGUACCCAGCUCUACAAGAUAUUUCUGUAAUUAACUAGGGAGAAAAUUAACCAGUGUGUUAUGAGGAACUCGUGUGAAGCCAAAGCAUGCAUAGCAAUAGAAGUUGAGAUUGCAGUCCUGAGGCAAACAAUACUUUUUGUCAUAUACUUGUAAAAUCUACUGGGAAUUGUAUUUGGCAAAGAAAGAAAUGCUGUGACAGAAUGGUUAUUAGACAGCAUAAAUAUUUGAUGUAGGUUUUGAAUGUUCUGUAGUUCAUUCUCUUUGUACUUAGCACCAUAUCAUUCUACAUCUUUGGAUGAAAACCCUGAUCUUGUCCUUUUUUGUGAACAGGGAGAGAGUGAUUCAUUUAUUAGCAGUUAGACCUUACAAGAAACCAGAAUUGAUAUCUAGACUUACUAAAGGUUAGUAGAGCUUGAUGACAAGGUUCUCAAUUUUCACUUGAGAAGGAUGGAAUUAAAAAAUCUAUUUGUGGACUUUUAGUUAUUAUCAGCCAUGGACGGUGUAAACAUUAAUCAUCAUCUAGAUUUUGAAGCAAUAUCUACAGUAGCUUUGAACUGCUGUCUGCUAGGAAAACAAAUUGCAAUUUUGGCUUUGUUAAAAAUUUUCAUGUAAUUCAAGUUGAUUGUUUUUGCUUAGUUUGACAAAAUUGCCUUUACUAUUUUAUAGAGGGAGUGAAUUUAAAAGACAGAAAUUCAUUAACAGGCAUAUUACAACAGGUAAAUAGAUUGCAUUAAUGGAACCAGUGUUCAUACAUAUUGUUGAAGCAUUAUGACAAUGAUUUUAUUACACUCUUGCCCUCAGAAAAGCAAUUUCCCCUUUCCACUGCUAUGUUAAAAAUUUAUUUGGUCAUUCAUCAUUCUGAAUUUUUGAUACCUUAUCAAAUAUUUAGCCAUAUGGGUAAGUUAUACUUAUUAAAUGAUAAUGGGUUAAGCGCUUGAUGGAUGUUUUAGUUCAGUUUCAUCUCUAAUUGAAAUUUUUAUUUCAUUCUCUUUGAAAAAAUGUGACGUACAAUCUACAUUGUGUUGUUUAAUUCAUAUGAAGUCAUACUCAAUAACUCCGAUUAAUUUAAAGAGCAGUGGAUUUGUUAAUAACAGUGCCUUUUCUUGUGCUCUUUACAGGUUGCUGUUAUGACUGACAAUCAAUACAGAUUAUUAAAACAUUUGUAUUCUGAAGUUCAGGUACUAAGAAAAUUUUUGUUUGUCCUAUGACGGGUGGUAUAUCAAUGCUCUUAUGCAAAUUAUAUUCACUCAAGGCUGCAUUUACAAUGAGGAAUGGUUAAAAUUAACGAAUUUGGGCUGUGCUCUUAGGCUAUAUUUUCCUGUACAAAUUCAUCCAAACAUUUAAAUAGGAGAUAUUCAUUCAGGUAGAAGGAUUUAAUACAUGAUGAUUCCUGUACAUGUACAUUUUUGUCGGUUGCUCACACUGGAUCAGACGUCAUGCGUGGGUUGUUUUAAGUUUUAAAAUUUCAGGACAGUUAGGUGCUUUUCCGGAAGAGUAAAUAAGCAGUUAACACGACUAAGAAUUUGCAUCUUGAACAAACUUUGUUGUGGUUUCACUUUGAAAUUGCAUAUUGAUAAGAAUAAAAAAUGAUUUCGGCUGAAAAGGAAUACGUUGUGCAGUAAGGAAGGAAGUUGAAACAUUUUGGUGUGAACUAAUAAGGGUGGGAACGAACUUCUUUUUCUUCACGGGGCGAACUUACAACAGGGUGAAACGUCCAUAAACCUAUUAAAGGGCUUCUUAGCUCUUGUUUGGUAAUGUUCGUAGACACGCAUUGAUUGACAUUCGUUUUUCAGGUUGAAACGUGGCCUAGUUAUAGUGAAACUGAAAAGCAGAUUCUACGCAGGUGAGCGGAGUUUUAAAACACUCGACAUGCUUUCUUUUUGAGUUAGAAGACCGACCUUUUUCGAGUGAAAAUGGUUUGUUUUGCUUUGUUUUGUCUGUCUGAAUCGUCACAGUCUGCUGAUUAUUUGAUUUGAUUUUGCAGAAAAAUUAAAACUGAACUGAAUAAUAGCUCUGUAGUAACCUCCUCUUCUCCACCAAAGACAAAGAACUCGGAGGUAUUUAACAAUGGUUCAUAGCGCAUGUACACGAUAAACAGUUAAACACGUCCAUUUACCACAUAUUUUCGUUCAGUUCACGGUGUGAUUUUUCCGUUGAUAGAUAAAAAAGCCUCGCGUGAUAGACCGUUAAUGCUCUUGCAUCAGCCAUUGAGAUUCCAGAGUAGCAAUUAGUGAGAUGUAAUGUUUUGUUGAAACUUUUUGGCAGACAAGCAAACCACAAAGUAAAAGGCACCGACAAAGUGAAGCAGAACACUCAGCCAAGAGACAACGCAUUUCUCAUAUUAAAAACAACAAUAAUAUCGUCAAAGACUCUCUAGAGAAAGACACCUUUCAAGUGGAAAAAUCUAAAUUGCCAGAGGAAAAGGAAAGAGAGCGAGUGGAGGAGUCUGUGUUGGACAAAAAAGACGAAAAUGACGAGGAGGAAGAAUCAAUUUCUGCAGGUAUAUACAUGAAUGCUGUCACAAAAUGCUCUUUUAGAGAGGUUUCCGUUGGCGGGGAGUCCUGAGGGCCCUUACUCAACUCAACUACAUUACAAUUCCAAUCGAAUAUUGAGCAGUAAAAAGUGAAUGAGAAUUUUAUCCAGAGGUUUCUUCACGUGAAUUUACGAAGAACAUCAGCCGUACGUUUUGAAGAAAAGCUGACUCGGUUUAAUCUAUGUUUUGCGUUAAAGAAAUUAGUUGUUCCUCCAAUGUGCACGUUUUGGUGAGACCUAGACAUUUCUGCGGGAAACACGCCAGCGUAAGUCUUUCUACCUCGAGGAUUCAUCGGAAUAGUUUAAUGGCGAUAAAAUAAGUUCUUUUCCUCGGCUGUGCUUGCUCAAUAGCUUCUGUCGUAUAGCGUUUAGUGAAAAAUUGCCGUCCAGAACCAGCUAGCAACAGUUCCAUUACAGUCGCCUCCCGCGUCCACAUUCGUGGAGUGAAAGCAUUAAUGUUUCUAUAUAUUCUACGUUAGAUGUCCUUAACUAGUCUCUAAAGGCCCCUAUAAUAUUCAUGAUAAAUGAGACUUCACUUUGUUUUAAACCUGUUUGAACGUGAUUGUUUCCUUUUGUUAUAGAAAACUCACUAAAUGGUUUAAAUGGCUUAGAUUCUUCUGACUUUACCAAGUAAGUUAUCUUAAGUGUUCUGGUUCAGUUUUAUUUUUGUUUUGUUUUUGGAUUAAUAACUAUAUGUCUUAUCGUAAAUGAAAACACUUGACGAAGACAUUCUUUUGACCAAGGGCAAAGAUUAACCUUUGCAUCCGUCAUGUACAUUUACGUUGGCCUGAUAACCAGCCGCUGUCCGAGAAACGAGCCCACUUUCCUUCCACGAAAACUGGCACAAUUUUUUAUCAGAUUCCUACAGUUAAAUACACAUAUAUUAGUUAUUUUUUGUCACAAAGCUAGAGUGUUUAAGGACACAGUCCAAUGUGAAAACGUUUUACUUUUGGUUUUUAUAUCGAGCUAAACAGUUUUUUUUUCGAAGCUACCAAGUUUCUUUUUUUUUUUAUUUCAGAAAAUACAAACCAAUCACCACUUAUGAACAACGCUGUUUGUACAAGAAAGAUUUUAAUGCAGAAUUGCCAGAAUACGAGUCUUUGAAAGCGAAGGUAGACUCAAUGAAAAAGAAAAUCCAUGAUCUCCAAAGCAAAAGACUCCAGUUUCCUGAGGGAACAGCGGAAAGAGAGGUUAGUGUGUGGCUCGUGUUUAUGUUAAUAGAAUUAAAAGGAACCGCGACUAGUUGCCACACUAUUCUCCAGUUGUGUAACGGCCGCGCGGAAAUUGCGUGGUGUUUGGAGCUGCACAUGAUUUCGUUCAGUCUAAAACGGCAACGGGUGGGUUUCAAAAUUUCCCUCGGGUUAGAAUUUGCUCCUUCUUGAAGUUUUGAGUGUAAGCGUAUUGAGAAAAUUUUAGAGUCUGUUUGACCUUUCUGAGAUUUUUUAAUUACGGCUUUCUUUAAUCUCUCUCUCUCUCUCUCUCUUCGCAGGACUUAGACAAAGAAAUUCGUGAACAUUACCAUGAGAUGAUAAAGGUGAGAUCUAUGGCUUACAACUUAACAAGCAGUGGCUAUCAUUUAAUUUUUUGAAAGCUGUAACUAUGAAAUUAUUUGCGAAAAUUGGUUAAGCAACGUUGUUUGUUAAAAUAGUUUUUUAUACUAUGUGUUUGUCAUAUCAGGAGAAGAACACCCCCAUAAAAGGAUGUAUGGCUUACAACUUAACAAGCAGUGGCUGUCAUUUUAUUUUUUGAAAGCUGUAACUAUGAAAAUAUUUUUGCCAAUUGGUUAAGCAACAUCGUUUGUCAAAGUAGUUUUUUUGUACCAUAUUUGUUUGUCACGUGAACAAAUUCCCCAAGGCCGCGUAUAGAACAGGUCUUCGCUCAUCGCUAUCCAGGCAAGCGUUCGACACCGGAACUGACAGUGUGUUUCAUUUCUAGGAUCCCAGAUGGCUUCCAACUACGAAUAGGUGUCAAGAGCUGCACAAAAAACUAUCCUAUAUUAAGAGACUUAUUGCCGAUUAUGAUAAGGGUGCGGCAAACACGUGACAAUCACCUGACUGUCACGUGAAUACUUGGAACCAUUCUCCUUCUGGUUUGACUGUUCCGUCCCGAAAUCACCCUUUUCAUUUGGUGGCAUUAGCAGCCAGUGAAUGUACAGGGUCGGUGUAACAUCUGUUGAGGAUAAAGUAUGCAGUAAUGAAUUACUGAAGAUUAUCUUGGCUUAAAACUAUCCGGUUAUGCCCUGUGAACCGUUCAUUUCUUAAAUGCUAAAGUUGCUGGGCUGUCCUCUUCAAUCGUCUUGCACUCAUUUGGAAUAUUAAAUGCAUUGUUAUUAUAAUAAUGAUAAUUAUUAUUGUUAUUACUAUCAUUGAAAAGAGGCAGGUCAAACGAUCGCGAUUUGUGCCAACAUUAACUCCCCGCCCUCCCCUCCCCUUUCCUUUCAUUUUGUACACUUGCCAUUCAGCGUGCGCUGAGUGGUCUAUGCACCGAAGGUGCAAUCCAAGAGGAGGACGGCUCGGCAUCGAUUGCACUGAGAGUCUAGGAACAUUUCAAUGUUUGCUGCGAUCGUAACAAGCAAAAGUAAAAUUUAUUUAAAAAUUGUUCUGUAUAUUUCUACAUCGCAGAGAAAUAGUAAAUAUGAUAUGAAACUUCCACAAUCUCUAAGUAUAACUUACAAGACGAAGUUGGUAUUUCAUCUGAUCUUAAGUAGGAUUCUGCCUCCGUUGUAGAAUUAAAUUCUACAGUUCUCAUACCGUCUCUCAUUGAAUUUUGUCCUUGUGAGACCUCUAGAAGCUUUAAAUCGCAAUAAAUACAAAAAGUUAAACCGAUUUACCGAGUCUUGUUUGAGUAUAUACAACUUACCGUAAUUCGUAACAUCCUGCGUAAAUGCAAACAACUCUCACUUUUCCAUUUAGAGUGUCUUUGUUAAGUUGACGUGGAGUGACGUGCUGGCUGUCUUGAAGACUAUCAUUGGUUGGUGAACGGUCAGUCUUUCUAGGUUCGAUAUGCUUGAGAACAGUUUAAAACACCCGGAGCAGUGACCGAGUAGCUUUAAACGAUGCCAAAAUCUGAUUUUAAGCGCAGCGCUCUCUCAUUUCUUAGAAGUAGUUCAAAUCGAAGAAGUUCUGCCGUUUCAGAAGAGGAACACGGUUCUGUAACCUUUCUUCCAUCGGGACCUUGGAAUAAAUCAGGUAUGGAGGAGAAAGAUUGAAAAUGAACUUGAACAUUUCCAAACGAUUUGUUUUCUUUUUUCUGCUCCUUCGUCACUUGUGAGACUUCGACGAUUUUGCGCGUACUGAACACUUUGAUAUAGCAAAAACUCGCAAGGCCUACCUCAAGUAAUGGCUGCGUGUAAAUCGUAUCGAGCAACUUAUUUGUACAAAUUACCUGCAUCGGUUGUUUGUUAUGUUCCGAUUUUUAUGAUGUAUUUCACUCUGGUCAGAUAUUUUAAUAUGACCAAGCGGAACAAUUAUUUAUUCAUCUGUUGCAGUUAGUCGCCCAGAUGAAGUUAGCAGUCGAAAUCACCUUCAGAAACCAUAUUUUUUCUGCGCAGUAAUACCAAUUUUAAUAGAUGUACCUCAUAAUGAGAACUUAGGGUUCUUAACAAUGUAAGCACGAUCUCCCUAGCGCGUUAUUUGCAACUUCGAGUCGCAAAUUGUAUUGACGUAGUGGUUGUUGGAUUUUCAAAUUUUUUCUCUGCUAUGAACCAAAUUGUUUUAACAAGUGAACAAACAAUUUAAAAGGACAAAGGAAAAUUGACACCCGGUGCAAGCCUUGUAACGCAUCAGCAACCUCGCCUCUUCCCUCUCUUCCCAUGGUUUACAAACCUGUCCACUUACCCAUGCCUGCUGAGAUUAGAAUUACGUAAUGAUUAAUAAUCGUUGUACCGUUGAUAAACAAAUAUAGUUUACUUAUCGUAGGCUGGAAAUGACAAUUAUUGAUAACUGGUUGAUCAAGUCUCAGUUAAGAAUUUCGUAUGGUAUUUCGAGCAAAUUUUGUCAAGGAAAAUUCAUAUACAGUGGAAAUGUAUCGGCGGUGAGCAGGUAGUGAGGUUUUUCAAAUGAGUUUCUUAACAAAGACUGUCUGAUUGGAAAUGAUUGGUCAAUUCGCUGUCACAUUAACAGCAAUUGUUACCUUCUGGAAACCUGAGACCUGGUUUCUUGCCUGACAUUCCUUUCACACGGGCAAAGACAGAAAUUAACAGAUUCCCUCAAAGAAUUUGUGAUUUCUUGUCUGAAAUCAGCAAGUGAUGGCUGGAAUACGUGACAGGACAGAGAGCAAAAUCAAAUAUGAGCCUGCAAGUAAGUUGAACAUUAAGGUUACCCUCGCCAUCAUUGUUUGGAAGCACCAGGGAUCGUCCCCCAAAUUGGACGCAGAACGGUUGUUAACAAUUCUUUAUCUUGGCGGUACCCUUUUAGCAUUUUUAACUUAAAUCUCAUCUUAACUGAUUUGAAUGUGAAUAUUUUAGCAGCGCUCUUACUUUCGUCUUUGUUGUUUGACGACAGAGAAAUGAAGUACUUUUUUUAAGUUGUAAUUGGACUCUGAACUUAAUCAAACGCCGUGUUUGACGUAGCCUAUUACUAAAUGUUUGUACAUAAAAUUAAGUGUACAGCUUGCGCACUCAGGACGGGCUGGUGUUGGUAUUACCUAGAACAGAGUGACAAUCUUCCUGGAAAGAUUCCGCAAUUCAGUGCUUUCUUGAUCAUUCACAUGUGUGUGUUGUCCUCGAUUUUGCAGCAGCAGUAGGUGUUUUUGGCCGUGUCAAAUGUCAAUACGACAUUUCUAUGCAGACGAAAUACAGCCCGGAUUCUUUUUACUUUUACACUAGAUACCAUGUUUUCGACACGAACUAAACUGCUGUGUGAUUUUCACCACCCAAGUCUGUUCCGGUAAUUUGACUUAAAGGUUGUUCAUUUCAGUUUGAAUGCCUAGCAACCUUGUCAUUAUAGGGGUCAAAAUGUCGGACGGGAUACUCAAAUUUUAUCUCUCAAGUUCACAAUAAAAUAUCGUUUGCUUUAGUCUUGAAUGAAAUAGCCGCUGAUUGAUUUGGCACCAGGUCUAAAGGGAAAAAAGUUAUUUUCUAAAGUUUGUGAGCUGUCGAUUCUAAAUAGUUUUACCGGAUAUAUGUUUUACUGUAUACGUUAGCUUGUAUAAUAUUGAAACUCUGUCAAAGACCUAAAAGCCAAGUCAAAAUACGAGUUGACCUUAGAAUCUCUUAAAAACUGAAAAGUGCCAUCAGUUUGUUUUCUCUUUUGUGACGAUUUCAACGCUCUUAUCGCUGUAUUUUCGCUUUGGUCUGGUAAACUUCAGGUUGCUUGCAAGUAAACAAACAGGCAGUGAUUGUUUCCGUCCCGGUACCGGGUGGCACAACAUAUUGGCUAAUAAUAUGUAAUUGUGCGACAUUUUUAACCAGCUUAUCUGUGACAUAUCAUUGCACAAACAUGUUUUUGAUCUCAGUUUCAUGUGGUUGCCAGUGGGUUACAAGAAAGUGAAUACGAAACCUCUUUUUUUCUAGUUUACCUUUUGAUCAAAAAUAACUCUUCGGGGGGCAAUCAUGCAGGACGUACUUUCAAAAAGCACCAGAGAAAUGGAGACAUACCAGUCUUGAAUUACCGUCAGGCGGUACGCUUUACCACCUUCAUCUUUGUAACAUGAUUUUUUUUAGUAAGAUUAGUAACUUUUUCACUGACAGAAGUGGAUAAGGUCAAAAUCUACUUUUGUUGAAAAAGAAUAGACACUCUGGCGACAGAGAAAUUCCACCCUCCCUUCCAGGAGUGUCUAAGAGCUUGCAAGGUACACAAGAUUAUCUUAUUAGGAGGUUCAAGAAUAAACUUCGUUCCUAUUUCUCCUGCUCUGAUUGGUAACAUUUAUCGCUCCGGAAGACGACUAAGAAAGGACCUUCCACUUAGAGCUCCUUAUCAGGACAAGACUUGUAUUUGUUGCACUCAGACUUUUUGAGAAUUUUUCGAUGAAGACGUGCAAGCAUCGUUCCAAACUGAGCGGCGAUGCCCGUGCGUUUCGAACCACGAACCGCGUUUCGAAGCGCGCGUUUCGCGCGCUCGCUUUGCGUGUAGGCCUCGCCGCUCUUGUUGCAACAAUCAGGAGCUUGUCAUAGCGCAUUAGCGCAUUAGAUCAUAUCCACAUGUAUUUUGCGCUAUAUAAGUAAUAAAUUAUUAUUAAUUAUUAUAGCUUGCGAUCCCGGAGGAGCGUUACGCAAUGAAAGCUCGUCCCCAGUUUCCUUGGCGAAUGAAAGAGCUCUCGUGGCUAGUAGAUUCCGCCUGCACCGGCUCCGUAAACCAAUGCAACCAUUGACAUUCCUCCCUUCCAUUUUUUAGCUGAAGAAGAUGCUGAACAUGCUGGCAAUUGCUGCACCAAAGCAAAGGUAUGAUUUUUGUUCUUAAAUUUUCUUAACUUUCCAUCCGAGUUUUUCCUCCCUUAUAAUGCCAUAUCGCAGUUAGAUCUCAGUCAGCGAGAGAAUCGCACACUUUUGAUCAGAGUUUUUUUUUUUUUUUUUUUUUUAACCAGUCGCUCAUCCCUUUCUGUUUCCCUAUAGAACUGGUUCAUCAGCUUUCCAAAAGCAACUUGGCCCAUUCUCUUGACAGAAUUUGGGGAGCGUUUUUCGUAUUAUGGCAUCAAAAGUAAGUAACCUGUUACCGCAUAGACGAAAUAUACAAGUUUAACUAACCGCGUAUAGUAUACACAGGUAUCUUGCAUUGUUAAUCGUUUAACAAUUUCCUUUACAGCGGUACUUGUGUUGUAUCUGACUAAAGACCUCAUGUUUAAUAAGGCCAAUGGCAAGAGCAUUUAUCACGCAUUUAGUAUGACAAGUUACUUUACGGGAGUUAUCGGCGCCAUGAUAGCAGACAGCUGGCUUGGAAAAUAUCGGUGGGUGCAAAAGAAAUCGUUUUACUCGGUUCAGCUUAACUCUAAAGGUUCAUGCGGAUGAUGAAGUCUACUUUUUAAGCAAACUCUGAGGCUAAUCACACAAUCGAAAUUUGUUUGUUUGUUUUUGUUUUUUCUAUAGAACCAUCGCCUACACACUGUUCCUGUAUUCCAUUUCGGAGAUCCUUCUCACAUUGACAAGUGUUGACACUAUUGGUCAGCGGAAUUCGUAAGUACCCUAAAGAUACAACAUAUACUCACUUGAUCUCCUUCAGCUUCUCCGUUUCGCUAAUUUUUCGAUCAGUUUGGCGCUAUUUUUUUUCUUCCUUUCGUUUUAAUUUGCUUCAUGUUGCCUUUGCACACCUAUUUGUCCUUCCAUAUUUUUAUUCUGGUUUUUUUUUUUUUUCUUUCUUUAGAGUGGGACCUUUAAUUUCAUUGUUCGCUAUGGCUAUUGCUUGUGGUAACAUCAAACCUUGUCUUGCCGCUUUUGGUGGAGAUCAAUUCCGUAAAGAUCAGGUUAGUUCAUUUAUUAUCUUUACAAGGCCAAUGAGACAAACUCGUAACUCUUGCUGAUUAAAAGUGUAGUCACCUUAAAAUGCAAAUUCUCUCUCUAUUACUUUGCGUUCGUGUUCCGACUAGCGCAGAGAGCUUAGACAUAAAUCGAGAAUUAUACUUGACUCCCUCGGGUUCCCCGGCAAUUGACAGACGUCAAGUUUGAUUUCUUUAAAUCUCAUUGGUUCGUGACGAUCACGCUUGCCGUGACUGAACCCUUUGUAACCACAUGAAGACGCCCAAUGCAGAGGCAGAUCAAGAGGGGGAGGGUUCGGUUCGUCUUGAUGCCCCCUCCCCCCUCCCCCCUUUCACAUUUUUCUUUGUUUGACACCAAUAUUCUUGCAACGACAAGAUACCAUGUUAUACUACCUAAUGUAAAGUAUGUAAAAUCUACUUGUCUUAAGAUAGUUCUCGGCGUAUUUAGGCCUAAGUGCAACGAAAAAUAUCUGUGCUUUCUGGAUCAAAGUAUUGACUCCUCCCCUCUCAAUAAAAAAUUCCUGGAUCCGCCCCUGGAUUUAAGGAAUGCGGGUCUCUAUUUGGGGGAAAAAAGCCUUCUCAAGGCCUGAUACAGAGAGACUUGACGUGAAUACUAAGCUUAUUUAAUUUCAAUAGGAACACAUGCUAGAACUCUUCUUUGCGAUGUUUUACGCGUCCGUCAACGUUGGCGCGGUACUCUGCAUGUGGUUCAUUCCCAUGGUGCGAAGUGAGUAAUAUAUUUGUUUAGCUUGCUUGUUUGUUUGUUUACUUUUGUUUACUUUCUGUUUCCUCUUAAAGGCGGACGAAAAAGCCAUAUCAUUGCUUAUUCUUGCUACCUUACGGUGAAACAGAAAAAAAAAAAAAAAAAAAAAAAGAACAACCUGAAACAAUUCUUGUCUUACUUGUUUUUUUCCAGCUGAUGUGCAGUGUUUUGGACGGGACUGUUAUCCAGUAGUGUUUGCGAUAAACACAGUUCUCAUCAUCACUGCAACACGUAAGUGUAUAAACGGGACUGGCAUUUACGCUCCUCAGGCUUUUGCUAAUGGACAUAAUCGUGUCAGAUUCAACAUAAAAAGAUAGACUGGACGUGGUGGUGUUGAAAGGCGAGCCGCGUAAAUGAGUACAGGCCAAAAAGAAAUGAAUUGUCUCUUAAGGUUGAUAGUCUCGAUAUAAAAGCUAAACUUAAUCUCUUGUUUUCGAUCACUUCUGAACUACACAAAAUAAAUCGUGGCGCAUUUCUCAAUAUUUUGGUGCGAAAAGGAUGUUGUCUUAAAAUCUCGAGUACCAUUUGUGCUAUCUCUCGAUAUUCUCACCUGUUACGAGCUUCUGGCAAGCGCGUGAGCAGUCAAGGUCAUUAGAUCCUCAAGGUCAAUGAAACAAAGCAAGGGCCAAAAGAUAAAAAAAGCCGGCAUCAACAAAUAAAGAAAAAGAUCCUUCAUAGCAUCUUAAGGAUAUCAGUUAUUUAAGUUGACGUCGCUUUCAGCUCAUACUGCUUUUCAUAGACUUUCAAAAUUAUGUAGAGUAUCUUUACACAAAAAGCAAGAGUUUGAAAUAUUUACCGUUUCUGAGCGGAAAUGCAUAAUAUUUUGCUUCAUACGUUUCUCUCUCUGUAGUUUCUCUUGUGGCCGGAAAAAGGCUUUACACGCUGAAAGAUCCAGCUGGAAACGUCAUGAUCCGUGUUUUUAAAAUUAUAUGGGUGAGAUGAAGAUUUCUUGUUUUUCAGCUUCCUUUUCCAGCUUGAACCGUGAGACAAUUUUAACAUUGCAUUAUCUUACACAAGGACGCAGAAAAAAAUUUAAGAGUUUUUGGUCAAGAUUUCAGUUACAACGAGUUUCGCAUUUCGGGAUAAAAGGAGAGAUAGACAGCCAAAAACAUCUUAACCUUUAACUCCCAAGAUUUAAUUGUUAUUUCUCUCCUCUUGCCUCUACACAUUUCCUAGAAAAUACGUUACGAGAAUUUGGUGUCAAAUCAAGAUAACAACGUCUACCUGAUAAGUUUGAGUAUUCUCAAUACCUGCUUGCGGGAUAAUGUAUGGUUGUUAUAGGGAAAAGCCAAUUUAGAUCAGGGAAGAACAGCUUUGGCACUUUAGCUGAGCUCAACUGUAUUAAAACUAUAUGACGCUGACGCCUUUUCACUCUGUGCUCGAAACAAAAGCCUUUUUGCAAGCCUGAAAAUCUCUUGAAAGAAAGACAAACAAGCUUUGUCAAAUUUAUUUUCACAGCACGCUUUAUCAAACAAAUUCAGUAGCUCCGGGCCUACGCAAGUUACCCAUUGGUUGGACAACGCUAAUGAUGAGUACGAGGUAAAUCAUACUUGUUUGUUGUUUUUAUUUUAUGAUUCAAUCUAUUUCUUUCAUUCCUGCCCUUUUGCGACAUUCAGGCUGACUGAUUUGAACUCUUUUUUAGCUUUCUGAAAAUUAGGAGAUCUUCUGUAUUUCCCAUCUCAUCCCCCUUGUCGUUUUUACUUGCGAAGCACGAGCCCUUAAAUUUUCCAUCUCCUACUUUCUCGCUGCACAGUAUCUUGGUUUCAAUGGAGGAGAGAAGAGGUACAAGAUGUCACUUGUAUGUCGAGAGCUUUUAAUCCUCUUUCUACCCUUGGUAAUAUAGAAAUCGUCUCUCACAUUACAUCCCCAAAAUGCGAAUCAUAAGGACUAAUAUUUUUCUGAUCUUCUUUUAGAGGGUCAUUUUAAGUUUGGAGAUAAUAAAGAAUAAUUUCAGGCGUUCAAAUUUGCUCUUGUACAUUUUAGUUGUAAUAAAUGUUAUAUUUCUUUAUUUCAGCAAAAGGAAAUUAACGACAUCAAAUUGUUACUCCGUGUGCUGAAGAUGUACAUCCCUCUUCCGGUGUUUUGGGCGCUUUUCCAUCAACAGGUAAAUUUUCAGCUUCGUGAGUGUUAUCAAGGCCAUUAAAUUUCUCCAUUUGAUUGCGAAGAUUUUUAUUUCACGGCUCCUGAGAAAAACAGGAUGGAAGAUAAAUUACGAGCGGUCCUCUUUCCUAACUUAAUUCAUCGGGCGGGCAAAAAAUAUAUUUCUGUUUGCUCAAGUGGAAUGGAUGGGAAAGGUGGAAAAUUCUUAUUGAAUAGGAUUAUGUACUUGCGUUUUCUAUCGAGAGGUGUUGUACAAUUUCUGCGAUUGUUUCUUUUUAUAAUUAGGGAUCAAGUUGGACUCUUCAAGCAGAGCAGAUGGAUGGUGAUUUGGUAAGAUUUAGUUGAAAUCUGCAGAUAUAAAGGCAACGGAGGUGUUUUAGGCAUGCUGCAUGUGAUUGACACUGACUAAUCAUGGGGUAGGUGGAUAGUGAGCUGAGGCUUGCGCGAAGUACGAGUCACGCGCGAGAGAAGGAGGAAAGUGUCUGGCCCUUUGCGCACGCCUAGUGCAUGCAUGCGCUCGACAGGAGACGGCAAAAGGUGAUGCUUCGUUGGCAGGCUACUAACUUUUGCCCAUUUUUUUUUGCUAGGGUGGUUUCACGUUACGAUCAGAUCAAAUCCAAGUAAGUAAAUCGCUCUCUUUCUCUGCCUUAUUUCUUUUUUAAUACUCUUAGAUAUCUGGAUGAAGUCUUCCAAAACAACUUGUUUUUCUAUUAUUUUAGGCGCUGAAUCCAAUCCUUGUUCUGAUCCUUAUUCCUCUCUAUGAUGGCGUUAUUUACCCUAUGUUCGAGCGCUGCCAAAUGCCUCUCAGGUAAUGUUAUGUUCGGGUAUUUAGUUCACCUAGUCCUGAUAGUAGCUACACUGUCCCCCUUCAGUAAGGCCUUGGAGCGAGUCAUCUAUAGUUAAAUACCUUGAUAAGCAUGAUGUAUCAUUUAAGUACUAGUUUGGCUUUAGGAAAAGUCAUUCCAUUGAGCAAGCGAUUAUGGAGAUCACUAAUAAUCUGAAGGCCUCUACUGAAAAUAAUUUUAUAUCUUGUGGCCUCUUCCUAGACUUCUCAAGAGCAUUUGAUACAAUAAAUUAUCAAAUAUUGCUAGACAAACUCUGUAAAUAUGGUGCCCGUGGUAGGCCGCAUGAUUGGUUUGUAAGUUAUCUCCAAGAUCGCAAUCAAUUUGCUCAAAUUGGAGAUGAAAAGUCAAGUUUAUUAGAGAUGACUUGUAGUGCACCACAAGGAUCUACUUUAGUCCCCUUAUUAUUUUUAAUUUACAUCAAUGGCAUUGCCAAUUCAUCUGACAAAUUGUCCUUUCGCCUUUUUGACGACGAUGCUAAUAUUUUCUGUGCUUCAGAUGACAUAAAUGAUAUUGAAUCAGUUAUAAAUUGUGAAAUGACCAGAGUUCUCAAUUAUUAUUCCAGAAAUAAACUAUCAGUAAACAUGAAAAAACUAACUUCAUAUUAAUCAUAACCUCACCACGUAAAAAGUUACUCCUAUAAAUAUUAUAAAUUUUGAGCAGAAGACUUGCAUUAAGUACCUUAGUGUUUAUAUAGAUCAACACUUCAAUUUACCUGUGUUAAAAGCAACUUUAUUAUACACUGAUAUACCCUUAUUUAAAUUAUGCAGUUUAAUGUGGGGAAAUACUUAUCCAUCAAAUCUAAACAAGUUAUGUUCUCUUCAAAAUAAACGCAUUCGUUGUAUGUUUUUUGCUGAUAGUCGAGAGUCAUCCCAAGUUUUCUAUAAACUUCUUGAUAUUCUUAAAUUUGACAAUAUUGUUUAACUAAGUAAAUGCGUACUCGCACAUAAGAUAUUUAACAACUCUUCCAGUAUUCCUUCACGGUUUUAUGAUUUUCUCAGAACAGUCUCUGGCCUACACAAGUAUAACACCAGAUACACCUCCAAGGGUAAUUUUCAUUGACUAAAAGUAAGAACCAACUUUGGCAAAUUUACCUUUGUAUAUGUAGCCUCUAAAUUAUGGGAAACGGUACCAACAAACUUGAAACGGCUCUCUAUUAAUUGUUUUAAAAAGCGGUAUAAAAAUCAUCUCCUCAAAUAUCAGUCAUAGUUCUGAAUUCCCCACUAAAAUUCAAUUUUUAAUCAUAAUCAUAAAGCCUAGCCUUUUAAAGCUUAUGGCUUUCCCUUCCCUAUUUUUACAAGUAUUUUGUCAUAUUUCAGUGCUCUGAAAAAGAUGACUGGUGGUCUAGUACUUGCUGCAGCAGCAUUUGUUGUCUGUGCUUUUGUCCAAAUUCAGAUUCAGGUAACUAUCUUAUCUUUGUUUCUCCGUCCUUUGGUUUUCUUGCGGUCCAAUUCGUUUCACUUCACUUCACUUUGCCUUACCCCUUUUUUUCGCAUUGAAUGAGGUACGUGCCCCUGGCUCCUGUGCUGUAAAGAGAAGAUAAAAGGAAACUUAAGCACCAACGUAUUUAGCCCUUGAGACCCUAACAUCAGCAUGUGUAUUAUCCAUACUGUUUUUUAUAUAUUUCCUAUGGUGAUGACGAGAAGAUCAUUUCUUUAAUUUCAUAAACCUAAUUUUUGAUCCAGCAUUGGUACCUUAGUUAGAAAUUUGAUGCUAGUCACCCUCAGGGGUUUACACGCGAACGGUGCCCGGAAGGAAGACUUGACGUGCUUUAAAAUAAAUCAAUCAUCUAGAAAAACUUAUUUUUCAACAUUUGAGAUCAAACAUUACAGAUUAAAGAGCGGUUGUAGCCCCUCCCCAACCCCCCACCCCCCCCCCCCCCCCCCCCCCCCCCGAAAAAAAAAAAAAAAGAAAAGAAAUUCUCGACCUCCGGCUGCCGAUAAAGUUUCAAACACGUCUGUAUAUAUGAUCAAUUAUGUAUUAUUUUCGAUGAAAUUGUUGCUAUUGUUGUUGUUGUUCAGACCAUCGGUGAAGGUCCAGCCGCACCAGGGGUAGGAAAAACCACUAUGGAGUUCAUUAACAGUGCCCCAUGUCCAGUCUCUAUCGACCGCGAGUCUUUCUUCAGGGUGAAUCUGAAAUACGGAGAGGUAAUUAUUAUGCGGUUAUGUUUCAUCUUGGCAUUGGGAAAGAAAAACAUAGGUGACGUGUCAUAUCGAAAGUUGUUUGUGAGCAUAAUUGACAAAUAGAUUCGUGUUGCUGUGCGCAUGAUCAAUGAUAGAGCACUGAUGAUGUCGAAAUGUGGUAAAAACAAAAUAGUGGCAUACAAGACGCAGCCGAGUGCGUCACUAACGUUCUUACCACACUUUUACGUCUUCUAAGAUCUAUUACUGGACAGGCGCAAGGCAACACAAAAUCUGCCUGUUAACCCUUUACACCCUAACAUCAGUAUGCAGAUUCUCCAUACAGUUCUCUAUACAUUUCUUAAGAGGCUGAUAAGGAGAAUUUGUGUAACAAUCAAGGGCUGCUUUAGUUGGUGAUCAUCUUCUCUAUUCUCAUAACUUUCCUGUUUGAUUCAGGAAUGAUGUAGGAAGGAGAAAUGAGAUGCUAGUCACUCUAAGGGGCUAAAGGGUUUUACGCAAAAAGAAGCAAAAUCUAUGAUGGUGACGUCAUCUAUGCGUCCGUCCUCCAAUAUCUCAUAAGUAAGAACCAAUCAAAAUGCCUGUAUAAUCCAUGUAAGAGCGCUUUCAGAUCUAAUAUUUAAAGUCUCAUGAGAGUUUUCAUUUUUUGUCAACUUCUACUUUCCUUUUUGUUCUCUUCACGGUCUAAUUCAAAAUCCAGCGAUCAGACGUUUUCGUUGGUCAGGCCGGCCUCAUGAACUUUACAGUAACUGCUCAGGGUAACGGAUGCAACGUGAAAGAGAAGCGAGCUAGUUUACAAUUGGAUGACAAGAAAGUCUUUAGCGCCGUAGUAGAAAUCGCCAAGGAUGAAUUUGUUUUGAACAAGGUAGGGUCAAAUUUUUUGUUUUCCAUGGAAAUUCAGUUUAUGGAAGAAAUAGGGCCAAACUGUUCUAAGAUUUUUAAACCAGUCGCACCUAAUAGGGCGUGGCUCUCGAAAGACUAUUACCCCUUGAUCAAGAAAACUGGGAAGGUUCGAAACCCUUUCGAGAAAUUGAGAGAGAUCGAGAUUCUGCCAUUUCAUCGACAGUUUCUUGAAUUAUUUCGCAGCCAUCGUAAGUUUUAACUGAUCGAGGUUAAAAGGCAGUAAUAAAUCAAUUGUAGCUUGAACUGGCAUCGUCGUCUUGAUAAGAAAUUUCACGGAAAGUUUUGUUCAUUAUCCUAACUAACAAAGUUAUGUUUUUCCUCAGUAUCCCAUUAAACUUCCAGAUAUUGAUAUAAACAAAGCUGAAACCCGUGUUAGGUGAGUCAUACUUGUUUGUUGUUGCCGUUGUUUCUCAUUAAAAAAAAGGAUCUACAUCAGUCGCAGAACAACCCGAUUCAGCUGAUACAACUUGUGGAAAGUAAUCCGGGGUUGCAUUGGUUUCAUAUUACUUUGCUCUCGCGCACUUACAUUCUAAACCAAUCAGGUUAGCAGUUGUGAUUAUGUCCGUUAUGGCUUAAAAGCAGUUUAUUGAAAUGCGUGCAAUAAUACGAUUGACAUUGCACGCGCACAGUCUGAACAAAACUUUUAAACAUAUUAUUACCGGGGUGUCUAUUGGAGUAUCCAACGUUACAUAUGCUUAUCCUGGUGGGCAACUUUAUGUAUUAAUGUGCACUUACUUCUUUUCUCUCAGGGUGAUUUACUCUGGUGCGGCUAAUCUUCCCGAGAGGGUGGAUGUGGAAUUCAAGUCCAUUUUGAGCAAAGUCGAACCGACCGUUUUGAAGAACAUUGGAAUUGAGAACUCAUCGUACAGUCUCAUAGCAACUGGAGAGUGAGUGUAGGAUUUCACGCCAGGUUUUCUGACCUCAAUUUAGCGCCACACUCGAAAUUUUAUUUGUCCAGUCCUGUCUGCCCCUUUAAAAGCGCGUCUCCUCCCUGAAGCGCGUUGCGUGUUGUGUUUUGCGAGUGUGUCCCGUUAACCAUCACGCAUGACACAAUCCAGUUUGUACCUCUCAGCCCAUCAAGGAAUGACGCUGAAAGCUUUAAGAAUGGAAGUAAACAUAGAGAGUAAGCGAAUGUAAGUGACAAAAGGAUGACACGUGGCAGAAUUACUGAUACAAAAAGUGGUCCUUAAUUCUAACAAGUUAUUCAAAACUUGAUUACAAGUGUUGAAUAACUAAUUGCAAGGAAGGAGAGACAUAGGUUCUUGGAAGCUUUCAAGUGGUGGUUGUUAAAAAUUUCCUUUGGCGAUUUGUUUUGUUACACUACUGAUAACUUUUCCUUUCUUUUGAUCUUCAAUUUUCUAUCACUGUAGGUACUACAUAAAUACUAUCAUGCAUGCAACGAAUGGCGCAAAGUUUCACUCCAAGGUGAGUGCCAAUGUUAGGAGAUGGACGCAUUAGAAUGCAUAACAUUAUCAGUUUUACAAUAGAACUAGUUAUUUGUAUUUCAAUAAAUCACCUCAUUGGUGGAUAUUAUGAAAAAAGAACCAAUCGCGACUUCAGAGGGGCAAACGGAUAACCGAAGAGAGUGUGGAAAAGUGAAAUGAUUUAAAUAGUUCGUUCGGAGAGUCCUAAGAAGGAUAACGCUGACCAUCAAAUGAAAACGUGGUGCACCAUUGAACUGGAUAGAGCUCGUGAAAAUACCUUACAAACUUGCAUCGAGUGUUUUAUUACAAAAGAUAAUGUCUUUCAGCUUAAUGCGUUUCAGAAUGAGAAAAUCUUUGGAGAAUCUUCCUCCCCGCGCCGUUUCUUUUUCGUAUUGGGAGCGUUUACAUCGCGUACAUUUAUUGCCUUGCAACCCAAAAAGCUUUAUCAACAUAUUUAGAGAGUAAUCGUCUCUAAUAUUUUCUUGACUGAUUUCUCUCUUUUUCUUAACUUUUGCCAUUCUAGGAACAAAAUAGGAAAAUCAAAUUUGGCAACUUUGGUGGUUAUACUGUGGUCAUUCGCCCGCCUGAAGGAGAUUAUAACUCAACCCAGGUAAACAUUGGGUACCUUGUGCCAUCUACUUUGUAUUUUGUGCAUGUAACAAUACAUCUAAGCAUGUAACAAUUCAUCUAUUUUGAAUCUUUGAAACAUGUGAAUACAUUAUUCCACCCUUAUUUGUUCUAUUUUGUCAGUUUGAUACUUCAAUGUACGAGGAUGCCCCAGGCACAACUGUGUCUCGACUGCUCCAAGUUCCACAGUAUGUCGUGCUGACAGCAUCUGAAGUCAUGUUCUCUGUGACUGGUUUGGGUUUUGCUUACUCUCAGGUGACCAGGUUACUUCAUAUCCAUCCGCCCACCAACGAGUAGGCUCUUAUUCGCGUUGUGACGUUAGUGGGACUGGUUGCGAGAUUUGCGCCAGCGCAUGCAGCGAGCGCACAGGAGGUUUGAAAGGAGCCUGGCACAAAAAAAGGGAAUCAGAACCCUUUCAUUCCUCUCGCACGCUCGGAUUGCCCGCCGGCUCGAAUUCCGCGAGCAUCGCCAUUCGUGUCGAAGCGUUACUGAGAGCCUGCUCGUAGCUUAUAUGAAAGUUCAUUGUCGGAUCGUGCGUGUUCAUAAAAAUCUUGCAAAGAGGCGAAAAAGUCUGGACACGAGCACUAGAGAAAAGCGUGAAGGAGUGGGGAAGGUGUUGUUUCCCCUUUCGAUUGUAAGGGUUAGAUAGGAUUUUUUUUCUGAGUGGGAAACAUAGUAUUUUUGUGUCUUGAUUAUUAAGGGGAUAGACAGGAUAUUGUGACAAAGAGAUCAUUUUGGCAUUUUUGGUUGUUCUACUCUCAAUAUUUGUGUUGACAAAGAGGAGGGUCACAUAACCAGGGUACCUCAAGAAAGCUAGGUCUUAUGCUCAUGGCUGAUCAAUGCUCGUCUCCGUGUUUCAGGCUCCCGCCAGCAUGAAGUCAGUAUUGCAGUCUUUCUGGCUUCUAACAGUUGCUUUUGGUGACCUCAUUGUAGUUAUCUUGGCUUCCGUUUUACCAGCAAUAGGCGUGGUGAGUUAUGUAAUCAUGAAACACGAAUUGAUUAUGGUAUAGCAAUUCUUGCCUUGAUCAAAUGCAUGUGUUUAACCCUUAAACCCGCAAGAGUCCGAGUGUCAUCAAAUCUGGAUCAACUCACUAAUGACAAAGGCCAAUCAGAGGCAAGGCACAUGAGAAGAAAGGAAUUAUUAAGACUCCAAGUAAAAACACAUAGCGCGUCUUGUGCGCGGGAAAACGCACGUGGUUAAGUCGUGAAUGGUAUUGGUUUUGCAUCUGAUUGGUUAAAAAAUGGGUCUCGAGUUUUGUGGACCAAUCACAUAAGUUAGUUAAUCAAAACCAAUGAAAUGUCGGAUUUUUUGGACACUCAACUGAAAAUUGCUCUUGCGAGUCUCGAAUUCUCUUUACAAAGAGGCGAAUUGGUUGUAAAUAACAACUUUUCUUUUCUGUAGGAAAGGGAAAUGUUUUUGUAUGGAGGUCUUAUGGGCGUGAUCGCCAUCGUGUUUGGCAUCAUGUCUUACUUCUAUAAAUACGUGACCCCUGAGGAAUUGGGAGAAAACGAGAGAAAUGAAGAAAAAGAGAAUCUGGAAAUAAACGGAAUCGCUCUUGAGGAUCGUCACUCUGGCGACAACACCAAAGUCUAACAUGGUUUGCUUUUUGAGGCAUACAGACGUUCUCUUUCUCCCUGUAUACUGAAGUGCUUUGGAGCUUUAUCGCGGUUUGUUCACCUCCAGGUUCGCCACUUGCAGCCCAUCAUCAGUCAUACGCCUUUUGCACUUUUCUUCCCGUGCAAGUUGAUAUUUCUAAUGUGUUCUCCUUCAAACUGAAGUUAAUUUUCCUCUGCACAAAAAUUGAAUUUAAAAAAACGUGAUGAGCAGAUUUUUAGAUGAUUCUGGAGCUUUUUAAAGUCGUAGUUAAAGACAAAAUAUCAGAAAAAAAUAGUUGCAGAUGUCAAUAUUUAUAUCUUGUCUAUAUUCAAAGUACUUGUAUUGAAGAGUAUUUGUUUUUCAUAAAAAGAACGUGAUGAGCAGAUUAUUAGAUGAUUCUAGAGCUUUUUAAAGUCGUAGUAAAAGACAAAAUAUUAACAAAAAAAAGUUGCAGAUGUCUGUUUUUACAACUUGUUUACAUUCAAAGUAUUUGUGUUGAAGAGUAUUUGUUUUCCUUAAAAAAACGUGAUGAGCAGAUUUUUAGAUGAUUUUGGGACUUUUUAAAGUCGUAGUUAAAGACAAAAUAUAAAAAAAAAGGUUGCGGAUGUCUGUUUUUAUAUCUUGUUUACAUUCACAGUAUCUGUAUUGAAGAGUUUUUUUUUCCUUAAAAAAAAGUGAUGAGCAGAUUUUUGGAUGAUUCUGAGGCUUUUUAAAGUCGCAGUUAAAGACAAAAUAUAAAAAAAAGGUUGCAGUUGUCUGUUUUUAUAUCUUGUUUACAUUGAAAGUUUCUGUAAUGAAGAGUAUUUUUUUCCCCUUACUUUGGAACAAUAAUUUUUUCAUGAACGUGAUGAGCAGAUUUUUAAACGAUUCUGGAGCUUUAUAAAGUCGUAGUAAAAGACAAAAUAUCAGAAAAAAUAGUUACAGAUGUCUUUUUUUAUAUCUUGUUUACAUUCAAUGUAUCUGUAUUGAAGAGUAUUUUGUUACUUUCUUUUUGAACAAUAAUUUUUUCGUGAACACGUUACUUCCUCUGAAGAUCGUCUUUUUGUCCGAAAAUAAUCUAAAUAAUUAUUUUUUCAUGAACACUUCACUUCCUAUGUAUGACCGUCAUUUUGUACAGAAUAAUCUGGACAAUCAUUUUCGCCUCCAAAUCCUUGAAAGAAGAGAGCGGUUACCUCGUUACCAGGGUCUCUCUUCAUUUAGAAGUGGAGCGACCUGGUUACAAGGUUUCACGUGAUAGGGGAUAACAGUUUUAAUUGGCGGUUUGUAUUGAGACUAGUGCCAAGUGUUCCUGUUUUUGACGAGGCUCUGUUGCGUUUCCCGCUGAACACCCCUCCAUUUGAAUGCACAUACCUUCGAAGAAGCAAGCUAUUUUCAAUUCUAAUUUUAUAUUAUUUUGUAACUUUAAGAAGUUGACGAUUUUUAAUGAAUUUUCUGGAGAGGGGGCUCUUCGUGAAAUCAAUUAUUUUUCUUUUUUUUUUCAGUGUUCUUUUUAUUUGUGCUUAAUAUUACCAUUGCGUUAUUGAACUAUUUUAGGAAUGUGUAAUGUAUGUCAAGAACUACAGCUGCUUGAACCAUUUUCUCUACCAUUUUUUAGAUUUUAUUCGUUUAUGUCGUUCAUUUAAUUCACUGACUUCUGAAAUAUAUAUUAAGUAGCUAUGAUAAAAAAGCAUGGUUGAAGAAUAUUAUUUUUUUUAAUACAGUUUUGAGAAAAAUACCUGAUGUAUGAAGUUUUGUAGUAGAACAAAAUUUUGAAAAGUAGCGUUGAGAUUUAAUUGCCACAAUCAAUUCCCAUUUUUUCAAGAAAUAUUAAGCUAUUUUCGGAUUUAUUAUUUGCUUAUUACGGAGUGACCACUUUUUAGUGCCUAAAUUGUGUUAAUUUUCAUGCCAUAGCUUCAAUUUUUAACUUUAUUUUUUAAUUUCAGUUUUCGUAAUAAUAUUUUAUACUUUUCUACUAUAUAUUUUUACGGAGUGACCACUUUUUAGUGCCUAAAUUGUGUUAAUUUUCAUGCCAUAGCUUCAAUUUUUAACUUUAUUUUUUAAUUUCAGUUUUCGUAAUAAUAUUUUAUACUUUUCUACUUUUACAUUAUAUAUAUUUUUACAGAGUGACCACUUUUUAGCUCCCAAGUUGUGUUAAUUUUUAUACCAUAGACCAUAAACCAUAUUUUAUACCAUUUUUAUUUCAGUUUUCGUAAUAACAUUUUAUACUUUUCUGCUUUUACAUUAUAUAUAUUUUUAGAGUGACCACUAUUUAGUGCCCAAAUUGUGUUAAUUUUUAUACCGUAGCUUAAAUUUGUUACUUUAUUUUUUAUUUCAGUUUUCGUAGUAAAAUUUUUAUACUUUUAUACUUUUUUACAUUAUAUAAAUUUUUACAUUUUGAUAUAAUUUCUUUCGUCAAUAAAUGGUUGAUUUGUUUAUCAUUGGUUUUUCUUUUGAGGUCUGGCGCUUUUUUGAGCUCGAGACUGGAAUACCGCGAAAUUCGACUCUAAGAUCUUCUUUUCCGUAUUUGCAUUGGACAGACAUCCGAUCUCCGCGGGUUUUUUUAAUCUUCAUUUUACGUUAAAAUAUUUUUUUAUUUAUUUACUCAACUUUAAUUAUACAGAUCUUAACAUACAAAUUGUAGAUAAAUUAACAAUUAAAAUAAAUAAAAAUAAAAAAAAAAUCACAAGAUCUGAAUAAUUGGGUCAGUUUAUACAGAAUACGAGGAUUCUUUAUAAAAAUAAACUUCCUCAAUUAAAAAACAUAUAUAUAUAUAUAUAUAAUUAUACAAGUUUGCUCAUGACAAUAUAUUAUUAAUCAAUUAUAAAAAUCUAUCUUUAUCACCUUAAAUUUAUUACGAUAAAAUUUAUUAAUACUGUUCUUAAAUGACGAGAAAUGUUCAAAUGUUCUGAUAUCUUGUGGUAGUGAUAUCUAUUUAUCUACCCUACGUGUAUUAGAAGUUGUCUUGCGCAGGUAAAUGCAGUGGGGAUCCUGUGGCGGCAUUAUGUCGGCUACAGGGCUUGCCUCUACAUUUUAAAUUGAUAUUUAUUCUGGCUCUGACCUGAGAUUAUAUCUGUUUGCGUUUGGAUUAUCUCAGCUAACCACGACUUCAAAAGGUCAAGUGAAAUUACACGAAAUCUUCAUUUGUUUUUCUAUUUGUUCUGACUGUUUUCAUUUGUCCUUGAUAAUUGUUUUCCCGAUCAUCUUGCGCGCUCAUUGCCGGCACAUUAGGGUUUAUUGAACCGAAAAUCACAAAGACAGUUUGGUAAGGUGCGCCAUUCACCUUGAUUGGUUCAGCGGUUAAAUAGCAAACGUGCUAAACAAGCAGAGGAUAAAAGUUACUGAUCUAAACAAAUCAUAUGAGAAAGGCCGAGAAUAUUUUAGCGGAAAUCAUUUAGUUUCAAAACUUGCUGUUCCUUGAUCGAAAGGGUCACUGUUACGCUGCGCCCUGUAGUACAGAUAAUACCGCAAAUUUUGAUUCUGCGAAAAGGUAUUAGGUAUGAGAUUGGUGUCAGCGAAAGAUAGGCGUAAAACGUUGAUCCUUGCAGCCGCCGUUAUUGUGGUCGGAAUCGCUUUCCUUAUCGCAGGGAUAAUCUUGCUCGUCAAAAAAAAUGGCUCUCAUUGUAAAGCACAGUACGAAACUAGUGCUUUACACAAGAGGCGUGUACAAAGAUGCGAUUAUUCAGAAGAAGCCAAACGACAUGGACUUGAAGCUUUUUUGCAAAAAGUGCAAGACAAAACUUUUGACGUGCAACCGUUUUUAAUUUCACUUAAGCCUAAAGUGACUGCAUCGGAGGUCAAACUUAAGUACAAGGCGUAUAAUCCGAGGCCUUCAAAUCUUCUUCACGUAACAGAUACAGCAAAAGCUCUUUUGCGAGAGCUAAACGGUAUGGCCAUCAACGAAGGCAAGCUUAAGUCAAGAGAAAGAAAAUCUCUGGCACAAGUUCGACAUUUUCUUAGGCACAUCUUUGGAGCGCCCUUCGAUGGAAACUACUACCUUGGAGACUAUCUUCUUGGACCGAAUGUGUUCUGUUGGCAGCCGAUUUGCUCGGUGGGGGUUUUGUUAGAGAAGACCCUUCCCUUUUUCAAACCCUCGGACGUACAAGGAUUGAAUAUUCUAAUCGAGAAGUUGUACGAAGUAAACCAAACAUUUCAAAUCUAUAUCGAUAACUUGCGCUACGGAGUGAAAGCUGGAAUGGUGCGCAGCGUGGAGGAAUGUAAGGCAGGACUCGACGCUAUGCAAACUUACUACUUCAAUAUUUCGUUUAGCGGACCAAGCGGUAGGUUUAUAACUUCAAAAUUUAAUAACACAUGUUCCUCUAAUUACUUUACAAGUCCUUAUUUUCCAAUUUGAUAGCACCUGAUAAGGGUAUUUCAGUUUAGUUUUUGCUAAUGAGAAUCUAAGUUUCCUAAGCAGUCAAAAGUCAGCCAACAUAAAGUGUCUUAUGAAGGGCUUCCUUUUCUAAAGGACCUAUUUCAAAAAAUAUUCUUUGGAACAAAAACCGAUUCUUAAAGUUCUAUUUUUCCUAUGGGGUGAUUUAUUCAUAAAACUUAAGUUUUCAGCGUAAAGCGGGUCAUUACAAGGAUUAUUAUGUCAUCUUAAAUGAUAAAUUAAGAAAAAGGGUGUUUUCCUUUGAAAACGUUACACAAUACACUUGUUUGAUUGUUAAACUUUGUUUUCCUAAGAGUUUAACUAAAAGUGUAAAUUAAAGAACUUUUUCUAAUAAAAAAACACAAACUGCUAAGGAAGCUUUUGACGCAGUGUUCGAUGUCAGACCACACACUUUCCUCUUUAAAACAUCAUUGUUACAGAAUUCAGCUUUAGUCAACAAUAAAGGUAUAGUUGUCGCGAUGAAGCAGAUUUUCGACCAGCUAAACUGUAAUCGAAUAUGGAAUGUGUGAUCUGCGCUUAUUACAAAUAUUUACACAAAAAGAACAAAGAGUAAAUGCUUUUUAAAUCUGACGCUAAAAACCUUAAUGUCCUUCAUUAGCAGAAUACUUAAUAUUGGGCCCAUCUGCUCUAAACGGGUAUUAGUUUUGAAAAAAAAAAAGGGAAUUUUCUUUGCGAGAGCAGACCUGGUUGGAGGGAAGGUACCAGUGUCUUUUCACGCGUCACACUGACGCUAAAAAUUCGUCUGAUUUAAUCUAUAACCUUUUUGUGUUACACAGAUAUUAACCUUCAAUGCUGAUUUUUAUUGGACCAACUAUUGUUGUUAUUUGUGCGUAUUUCAGGCGUUUUCAACGAGACUUACAUGCAAGGAAUCUUAAAAUCAGAAUUUUUAUCCAAGUUGGAGAAUAACUCAGACCUGUUGAAAGAGUGGCGUGAGAAGCACGCGGGAAAGACUCCGUCAGAAUCACUCCGGGAGAGCGUCUUGGAAUACGUGGGAAGGCCAAUUUACGAAUUACUAAGGUAAGUUGGUGCAUUGCAUUGAUUCCCUUGUUGUAUUGGGCAUUGUCUGAUUUAGCCUCGCUAUCGUGCUCUGACAAGCCUCGAACGGGGAUCAAAUGCAAAGUAGGACUUUGAUUGGGCAAGGAAGGUUUGUCAACUAUAAGGGGAGAUUCGUUUGUAUACAAGCCCAUGAGACAUGCAUUCGAGACAAAAAAUCCGGCAGUCUUGCGAGGCGCUUUUCUCUCACUGCUAAGCUCACAAUAGAAUCGCUACAGCCUAAGAAAGGAAUGAAAUGCUGUAAAUGAAACGAGAAAGUGGGCCGGGGAGGGGGGGUGAGGAUAGCGUAGAACAAGGAAGGGGUGGAAAGGGGUUAAUUGUAAUGAUACCAGGACUAACCUUACCAAAAGGUUUACAUUUCUUAAGAUACCUUAAGCAUGUACACAUGCAACACUGUGUGCCGAGCAGUGUGUCCAGCGGUUUGUCCUUCCUCCCGCUCUCCUUCGUGUAUGUCAAUGGAACCGCAGACAUUAACCGAAAAACCACAAAAGUGCUACCGUCAGGAGAACCUCUGAACGGAUCGCGGGCUUACGUCGAAAUUCUUUCAUACUUCACUACCACAUAUAAUACCCCGGAUGAAGUGCACGAACUUGGAUAUAAAAUGCUUCACAAACUUUACCCUGAGGUUAGUAAAGUUUACUUUGUUUCAGGUCGGUUUUCAUACUAUUCAAAUCGACGUCAAACGAAGUCGAACAAAAAUAAGCAAUGCCAAGUCUCAUAAGUGACUGAGAGAGAAUUUCUCCUUACAAUAUCAAUACAAUAUCAAACAGAAGAGUUACAAGAAUGAAGAAAAUAGUCAAUAAAGAAAUUAUCAGUUGAUCCAGUAUCAAAUUCUCCUAACUAACCUCGCUAGAAUUGUAUGACAGACAUUAUGGUAGAUUGAUAGUGAGAUCUUAGGAGUGAGGGAGUUAACUCGUCAGUGCUCAGGUUUUGGUCACUGCAAGGGAAACAAAGUUGAAGAAUUUUCAGUUGAUAAGAAUUCAGUCCUAUAUAAAUGAUUUGACACUUGGUAAUAUGGAGCGUCUCCUUAGGACAUGAGCGCUGAUAAUGGGACUGAAACAUCUCUUUUUAGACGCUGAACGGCUUAACAUAAAAACACAAAAUUUAUCGUUUUUUAGGCUCUUGAAGUAGCGCGUCAAUUCACCGGGCGAAACAACAACAAUACAGCAAAGGAAGAGUUCGUAAAAAUGAUUAAUCACUCUGAUAUGUUUUUCAACGACCAACCCAUUCCGGCUCAUGAGUCUGGCAGCACCGCGUUCAGGCUUUGCAGUUCAGUGGAAGGCGCGAGGCAAAACUGUCCACAUCGCUGGCGAGCCAUUCAGCGAUGGUUCACAGAAACAAGGGAGGUAACAGUUACAGAGUUUUUUCCGCUCUGUCGCCUCACAUUUCUACCAUCUUUUUUGUGCCGCUCUUUAUAACUCUCAGAGAUUGAAGCAGUUUUUCUAUUCCCAGGUCAUGAGUAUGUUAGAUCCAAAAACUUCCCAGAUGUUCUACUUCACGGGAAAGAAACACUCAACUCCGAACUGUCCGCUGGAAAUUGUGCCGGAUUUCAAUCCUUCAGCUGGCGUACCGAGUUACUUGAAAAGUGACAGCAAGUGCAGUAGGAACGCUAAGUACUUCAUUCCUUUCUUUCUUGAGAGGCCUGGGCCUAGGUAUAUGCAAUGGAGCGUGAACGCUCAUGAAGCGAGACCAGGGCACCACACUCAGGUGAGUGCGAUUACAGUUGCUAGAGCGUUUCGGAUUUGAUUGUUUUAAAACAAAAAUCGCCUCAUGUUUCUUCCCAAAGAAUAGGAGAAAUUAUGUAGGGGGACAAUUUAACAAUAGCCACCCACAUGAGCUUGGGAACCGGAAAAACCCAGUAAUUAAUUCUCUCUCUUUUAGCGACAAGGUUAUGCCGAACAUUUUCAGGACUCUUGUGGUGGUAUAAUCAGGUGGUUGUCAUCAGUGACAUCAUACACCGCGUUUGUAGAGGGCUGGGCCCUAUAUGCUGAGAACCCACUCAUUGCAUAUGAUACAGAUGUAUACGAAGGGCAUCCGCUGUACAAAUAUGGAAUGCUCAAGUCUCAGGUAAGAGAAUCAGAAGUAAGAUGACUGUUUAUCACAAGAACCGCGAGUAAUGCUGUUUAUAGGGACAGUCUGAUCCACGACUUCUUUAAAAUCAUAUUUGACUGGAGUGAAGCGAACACAUGACAGUCCAUUAAAUCGAUAACUUAAGUCUUACGGUACCUAAAGAAACAACUUGGGAGUUGGAGUAUUUUAACUACCAGUGAGGGGAGGCCUAGUAAGUAGGUUACAGAACUUCCUGGAGGGAAUCAGGUAAAUUUUAUCAUACAAAACCAAAAUCAUCCCCUCCCCCCCCCCCUCACUUACCCUUACCCUUGCUUAGGAGGGCCUAAGUAAAUUUUCAGUACGAGUUCUAUUUCACUGUUCGGCGUAUUUACCUUUGCUAUAACUGACUGUUGAGAUAACUUGUGUUUUACGAUCGACGCCUAAUCGAAACGCGCUCUUCUAUAUCGUUUUACGUCAUAAAGAUUUACCCAAAUGUAAUUUGGCUUACCCUCGCGAUGGCAUGUUUGGAUUUUAGCUAUGGCGCGCUCUACGCAUGGUAGUGGACACUGGGUUACAUUCCAAACGACUCACAAGAGAGGAUGCACUGAAUAUGUUCCAGAAAUACGUAUGGGAUGAUAGCGACAUCACACUGAAAGAAGUCACUAGAUACCAGAGCGCGCCCGGUCAGGCAACCUCGUAUAUGGUUGGUCAACUACACAUCAUGAAACUGAGACAAUAUGCUAAAAAGAGACUGGGAAAGAAUUUCAAUUUGAAAGAUUUUCAUUUCCACGUGUUAUCCCAGGGGUCUGUGCCGCUCGAGUUUCUGGAGCAGAGCAUUGAAGAGUACGUAGAUUGUACGCUUAACAAACAAAAAGAUGGCUGUGGUGACAUACUCGCUCCACAGACUCCAGAUUUUCAAGAAAACGGUGAUGACAGCAACAAACGAGAAACUCUGGAUACCCUAGAGAGAAAACUGUAUUUUUGA
Molecule: messenger RNA, 32412 nt
Organism: Pocillopora meandrina
Lineage: Eukaryota; Metazoa; Cnidaria; Anthozoa; Scleractinia; Pocilloporidae
Source: the annotation of a GenBank genome assembly